Molecule: messenger RNA, 3037 nt
Organism: Myotis lucifugus (little brown bat)
Lineage: Eukaryota; Metazoa; Chordata; Mammalia; Chiroptera; Vespertilionidae
Gene: HSPA12B
Product: heat shock protein family A (Hsp70) member 12B
Exons: 13
Coding region: 74-2164 (696 amino acids)
Source: RefSeq, a predicted model, not a curated record
UGGUCCAGAAAAUCCAUCCAUUCAUUCAACAAAGUGUUUCUCCGGCACUUAGCUCAGAACUUGGCACAAAGAAAUGCUCGCCUCAGGGCCUGCAAAGAUGCUGGCUGUCCCGGAGGUGGGCCUGCAGGGGCUGUACAUUGGCUCCAGCCCAGAGCGGUCCCCCAUUCCCAGCCCACCCGGCUCCCCAAGGACCCAGGAAAGCUGUGGCAUUGCCCCCCUCACACCCUCACAGUCUCCAAAGCCUGAGGCCCGAGCCCCCCAGCAGGCCUCCUUCUCUGUGGUGGUGGCCAUCGACUUUGGUACCACUUCCAGUGGCUAUGCCUUCAGCUUUGCCAGUGACCCUGAGGCCAUCCACAUGAUGAGGAAAUGGGAGGGUGGGGACCCCGGCGUGGCGCACCAGAAGACCCCCACCUGCCUCCUGCUGACCCCGGAGGGUGCCUUUCACAGCUUUGGCUACACUGCCCGUGAUUACUACCACGAUCUAGACCCCGAGGAGGCUCGGGACUGGCUCUACUUCGAGAAGUUCAAGAUGAAGAUCCACAGCGCCACUGAUCUCACCUUGAAGACCCAGCUGGAGGCGGUAAACGGAAAGAAAAUGCCUGCCCUGGAGGUGUUCGCCCAUGCCCUGCGCUUCUUCAAGGAGCAUGCUCUUCAGGAGCUGAGAGAGCAGUGCCCCUCGCUGCCAGAGAAGGACACUGUGCGCUGGGUGUUGACGGUGCCCGCCAUCUGGAAACAGCCCGCCAAGCAGUUCAUGCGGGAGGCUGCCUACCUGGCGGGCCUGGUGUCCAGAGAGACUGCAGAGCAACUGCUCAUCGCCCUGGAGCCUGAGGCCGCCUCGGUCUACUGCCGCAAGCUGCGUCUGCACCAGCUCCUAGACCUGAGCUGCCGGGCCCCAGGCAGCGGGCGCCUGGGCGAGCGCCGCUCCAUCGACUCCAGCUUCCGACAAGCCCGCGAACAGCUGCGAAGGUCCCGCCACAGCCGCACGUUCCUGGUGGAGUCGGGGGUCGGAGAGCUGUGGGCAGAGUUGCAAGCAGGAGACAGCUACGUGGUGGCAGACUGCGGGGGAGGCACGGUGGACCUGACGGUGCACCAGCUGGAGCAGCCCCACGGCACCCUCAAGGAGCUCUACAAGGCGUCGGGUGGCCCCUAUGGCGCGGUGGGCGUGGACCUAGCCUUCGAGCAGCUGCUGGGUCGUAUCUUCGGCGUGGACUUCAUUGCCACCUUCAAAAGGCAACGGCCAGCAGCCUGGGUAGAUCUGACCAUCGCCUUCGAAGCCCGCAAACGCACGGCAGGCCCUCACCGUGCGGGGGCGCUCAACAUCUCACUGCCCUUCUCCUUCAUCGACUUCUACCGCAAGCAGCGAGGCCACAACGUGGAGACAGCCCUGCGCAGGAGCAGCGUGAACUUCGUGAAGUGGUCCUCACAGGGGAUGCUCAGGAUGUCUUGCGAGGCCAUGAACGAGCUCUUCCAGCCCACAGUCAGCGGGAUCAUCCAGCACAUAGAGGCGCUGCUGGCGCGGCCGGAGGUGCAGGGUGUGAAGCUGCUGUUCCUGGUGGGCGGCUUCGCCGAGUCAGCUGUGCUGCAGCACGCGGUGCAGGCGGCGCUGGGCCCCCGUGGCCUGCGCGUGGUGGUCCCGCACGACGUGGGCCUCACCAUCCUCAAGGGCGCCGUGCUGUUCGGGCAGGCGCCCGGGGUGGUGCGGGUGCGCCGCUCCCCGCUCACCUACGGCGUGGGCGUGCUCAACCGCUUCGUGGACGGGCGCCACCCGCCGGACAAGCUGCUGGUCCGCGACGGCCGCCGCUGGUGCACCGACGUUUUCGAGCGCUUCGUGGCCGCGGAGCAGUCGGUGGCGCUGGGCGAGGAGGUGCGUCGCAGCUACUGCCCGGCGCGCCCCGGCCAGCGGCGCGUGCUCAUCAACCUGUACUGCUGCGCCGCCGAGGACGCGCGCUUCAUCACCGACCCCGGCGUGCGCAAGUGUGGCGCGCUCAACCUCGAGCUCGAACCCGCGCCCGCUGACGGCGGCCCGGACGCCGCCGGUGCGCCCCCCGGCCGCCGCGAGAUCCGUGCCGCCAUGCAGUUUGGCGACACCGAAAUUAAGGUCACCGCCGUCGACGUCAGCACCAAUCGCUCGGUGCGAGCCUCCAUUGACUUUCUUUCCAAUUGAAGGCGCCUGGGCGCGCUGCCAGCCAGGCUCUGUCCGGCCCCGCCCACUUUCGGUCCGGGGCGCAGGGGACCUGGCCAGGGCGUACAAACAUCCUAGUUCUGGUAUCAGCGCUCCUUACCCCGCCCUACUGCCCGGGGGGAUGAGGUCGCAGGAGGGUGGGUGGAGAAACAUCCAGAGGCUCUGGCUUUGGGAUUGGGCCCAGACUGACUGUAAGGCUGAAGGGCUCUGCCAAGGACUGGGGUCAAGGAGGCUUGAUCGGGACACCCACAGGGAACACGUGACUCCGAAGGCAGAAUGCUCCAGAUGACUGGAUCCUGGCCAGAACUGGGGGUGGGGGGUGGAUGCAGUUGGGAGGGAGAGGUCAGGCAAGGCCCAUAGCGGAGGGGCAGCAGGAGGAAGGGGCUUGGCUGGGACUGGGCGCAAUGCACCGAUUGGUGGGCUCAAGCCACACAGGGAGUGGGGCAGAGCAGCCUGGUACCACAGGAAAAUGACUGGAAGCUGACACAAGAGGGACAGGGGUAGUAGGGCCUUUCUGGGGUGGUGCUGACCACCCAGGUAUGACUGUUAAUUGUAGAAAGGGCAGUAGCAGGCUAAUGAGAAGCAUACAGGGUGAAGGCACUUGUGAGGGAAUGCGGGAAGCAUGCUGGGGGCGGGCUUUCCUUUGGGACAGAUGAAGGCUCCAAGGGCAACCUGUGAAUGACCCACUUGAACCCUAUCCCAGCCACAAAAUGGGGGAGGGGCUUAGGAGGACAAAGGGGACACUAAGCCGGUCUCAGCUCUGCCAGACAACUCAAUGUGCCCUUAUGCCCGCCCAGGACAUGCAACAGCGCUACCUGCCCGAGGUGACAAUAAAGCAUUUAUGCUGGUACCUCA